AUGUUGGGAAGUGAGAAAACUCUGACUUGUGCACCUUGCAAUAACAACGUAGGGUUCCUGCAAAGAACCAACAGCCUGGAAGACAAGGGUCGGAUUGUCAACUCCCUGAAGGAGAGGCAGUCCUCCAAGAGCCUGCUGGUGUGCGAGAACAGCGAGAAGGAAUCCAGGUUCCGGCGCACUGAGACAGACUUCUCCAAUUUGUAUGCCAGAGAUUUGCUGCCCGCCAAGAAUGGUGAGGAGCAGACCAUGCAGUUCCUGCUGGAGGUCGUGGACAUUCUCCUCAACUAUGUGCGGAAGACAUUUGACAGAUCCACCAAAGUCCUGGACUUCCACCACCCACACCAGCUCCUGGAGGGCAUGGAGGGCUUCAACCUGGAGCUCUCGGACAACCCCGAGUCCCUGGAGCAGAUCCUGGUGGACUGCCGGGACACACUGAAAUACGGAGUAAGGACAGGUAGGUUCUUGCAUGCUACUCUGGAGAGUCCCUCCUGGGGCUUUUCUCUGUCCCACAGUGAAGGGAGCGGGCUUGAGCCCAUGGAG
Messenger RNA from Phaethon lepturus (White-tailed tropicbird), 540 nucleotides. RefSeq names its product glutamate decarboxylase 1 (brain, 67kDa) (gene GAD1). Gene Ontology annotation, cellular component: cytoplasm; presynaptic active zone. Gene Ontology annotation, biological process: GABA biosynthetic process. Gene Ontology annotation, molecular function: glutamate decarboxylase activity. The record is from RefSeq and is a predicted model, not a curated record. NCBI's taxonomy places the organism in Eukaryota, Metazoa, Chordata, Aves, Phaethontiformes, Phaethontidae. The annotation marks the transcript as partial. The transcript has 2 exons.